AUGGCAGAGCUCAAAUCAUACAACGGCUACUACCUCUGGCAGUAUAUCCCGAACACAGUAGCGGCCGCCCUAUUCACUGCACUGUUCGCCUUGGGAACGGCAGUGGUGGUAUGGCGAAUGAUCAGAAGUCGCGCCUGGUUCUGCACCGUGUUCAUCAUCGGUGCCAUACUGGAAAUCGGCGGAUACGCUGCGAGAGCCGUGUCAAAGGACAAGACCGACGAGCUCAUACCAUAUGUCAUCCAGAGCACGUUCAUCCUCGUCGCGCCCGCCCUGUUUGCCGCGUCCGUGUACAUGUCCUUGGGUAGAAUCAUUCGGAGCAUCGGAGCAGAGUCCCUCUCGAUCAUCCCCGUCAAGUGGCUCACUAAGAUCUUCGUGUGUGGCGACGUCAUCUCCUUCAUGGUCCAGGCCAGCGGCGCCGGCAUCCAAGUCAAGGCGAACUCCGCCCAGACGGGCGAGAACAUCAUUCUGGGAGGUCUGUUUAUUCAAAUCAUCAUGUUCGGUCUGUUUGUUGUGUCGGCCGCCAUUUUCCAUGUCCGCAUGGGCCGACACCGCCCCAGAGCCUCGCUGGAGCAUGGUACGAAGUGGGAGAAGCUAAUGACGAUGCUCUACAUUGUCAGCGUCCUGAUCAUGGUCAGGUCGAUUUUCCGUGUUGUUGAGUACAUCAUGGGCCGUGACGGAUAUCCCUUGUCACACGAAUGGACUCUGUACGUCUUUGACGCGGUGCUGAUGUUUGGAGUGGUGGUUCUCUUCGCUUGGAGAUUUCCCAGCGACUUAAAUCCUUUCAAAACGGAUCAGGAGAACAUCGAGAUCAGUGGAAGAGCACGUCAAGGGGAAGUCAUUGACCAGCACAAGUAG
This is a messenger RNA of Emericellopsis cladophorae, 855 nucleotides long. RefSeq lists its product as uncharacterized. The record is from RefSeq and is a predicted model, not a curated record. The coding region runs from base 1 to 855 and encodes 284 amino acids. NCBI's taxonomy places the organism in Eukaryota, Fungi, Ascomycota, Sordariomycetes, Hypocreales, Bionectriaceae. Gene Ontology annotation, cellular component: membrane. The transcript has 2 exons.